Molecule: messenger RNA, 3685 nt
Organism: Labrus bergylta (ballan wrasse)
Lineage: Eukaryota; Metazoa; Chordata; Actinopteri; Labriformes; Labridae
Product: adenylate cyclase type 8
Biological process (GO): intracellular signal transduction; cAMP biosynthetic process; adenylate cyclase-activating G protein-coupled receptor signaling pathway
Cellular component (GO): plasma membrane
Molecular function (GO): adenylate cyclase activity
Source: RefSeq, a predicted model, not a curated record
AUGGUGACCUUUUCUGAGACAACGCAAGUCUCCCCGAUGGAGCUCUGCGAGCCACCCUGCAUGACGGCAGCCCUGUCCCCCGGGCUGCGGAGGAAAAAAAUGCUGUGGCAGAAUGCUGUGAAACACAUCAUGAUCCAGCAGGAGCUCAGCGCCCAGGUGGGAGUGGAGCCGGCACAAAAGAUCUUUGUGACGGAUGCCUACAUGGAGGAAAUCAACAAGCAAAUCCGCAACAAGGCCUCACGCGGGGUCACAAAACGUCGCUCCUCCACCUUCAGGAUGCACUCAUCCCAUCCCCGUGGUUCCACCAGCACACAAAACAGCGUCAGAGCGUCUUUUCAUGACUACGCCAGCGAUGCCGACUUCUUCCUGCACUGGGGCCACACAAUUCGAGGAGUCUACAUACCCACCCUGAGGCACACCUUCAAGUCUCGUGACCUGGAGAAACUUUACCAGCAACAUUAUUCCCACCAACGGCGCAACUCUCUGGCCAUCAGUAAUGUUAUUGACGCAGUGGCAAAGCUACAUGUACUGGUGCUGUACCUGGGGCUGGCCCCUGAGCCGGUCACUGACACUCUGCGUGGCUGUCUCACCGGAGUGUUCAUGGUGUUAGCUAUAGCACUGUGCAACAUAGUGCUAACCUGCAAAGACUCCAUUUCCCCACGGUGGCUUCACUUCGCUGGCCUGGCUAGCUGGUUGUCACAGACCACACAGGUGCUGGGAGGACUGGUAUAUGGACUGGAAAAAGACCCUUCGUGGUAUGUUCUGUACACGUUAUUCGCCACAUACACCCUGCUGCCGUUACCUCUGCUGUGGGCCAUGUGCGCUGGCUCCCUCACCUCAAUACUUCACCUUCUGGUGGAGAUAGUGCACUACUACAAUGAUGCGCUGCUUUUGAGAACGGUGUUUGCAAAAGGUCUGCUUUACCUGGGUAUGAACACAGCUGGUUUGUUCAUUCAUUACCUCACAGACCAUGCCCAGAGACAAGUUUUUCUAGAGACGAGGCGCUGCAUCGAAGGUCGUGUCAAACUAGAGCAAGAGAACCAAAGACAGGAGCGUCUUGUGCUGUCGAUCCUGCCUCGCUUUGUUGCCUUGGAGAUGAUUGCUGACAUGAGCUCUUUGGAAGAUGAACUCAAUCCUCAUGAGUUUCACAAGAUUUAUAUCCACCAGUACAAAGAUGUCAGCAUCCUUUUUGCGGACAUAAAAGGCUUCACUCUGUUGUCCAUGAACCUGUCAGCUCAGGAUCUUGUCAGAACCCUCAACGAGCUCUUUGGACGCUUUGACCGACUGGCAGAAGAGCACCACUGCCUUCGGAUAAAGAUACUGGGAGACUGUUACUACUGUGUGUCAGGGGUUCCUGAGCCACAGCGUGCACAUGCCCGUCAUUGUGUUGAGUUGGGCCUGGCUAUGAUCAGCACCAUACAGUAUGUGAGGCAGCAGCUGAACUUUGACAUGGACAUGAGGAUUGGGAUCCACUCGGGCUCUGUCCUGUGUGGGGUGCUGGGCCUGCAAAAAUGGCAGUUUGAUGUCUGGUCAUGGGACGUGGGCAUUGCCAACAUGCUGGAGGCUGGGGGUAUACCAGGACGCAUCCACAUCUCAAGGGCCACACUGGACUGUCUUGAGGGCAUGUACAAGACAGAAGAUGGUCAUGGACGGGACAGGAAUGAGUUUCUGCAGAAGCACAACAUCGACACGUUCCUCAUCUGCGCUCAGGAGGAAAAAAACAAGGUUGAACAUGUCGAGCCCCUCAAAGUGCAGAAAACAAAUCGGACCUGGCACCAAGACAUGCCAUUUGGAAACAUCAUGGACAUGAACAGUAUUCUUGCCUCAUUUACAAACGGCUCGCUGCCCAACAUAUGGCAGUCUUCCUCCAAGGAGAUCAACAAACGCAUCAAACAAGCGAUUGAGGUUCAGAGCAGUGAGCGGAUGCACAGGGAGCACAUCACUCCACUGACCCUGGUGUUCAAAGACACUCACAUAGAGGACAAGUUCUGCCAGAUGAGAGAUGAAAUGUUCAACUCCAACCUGGUCUGCUCCUUCAUCUUGCUGCUCUUCCUCAUGGCUACGCAGGCCCUCGUUCCUGCACCCAGGCUGUUUCCAGCUGUGCUUCAGUUCUCAGUCUUCCUGCUUGCCUACAUGCUGCUUCUACUUGUAGCUCUGGCUGAGGAGUUCAAGUGUGCUCCUGCAGCGCUGCAGCGGUUCUGCUGCUGGAUCCACGAAAACAACAGUGCCCGUAACCUCCUCACCCUCACCGCCAUCUUAAUUAACUUUGGCUUAGUCUCCACUGACAUGGUGUGGUGCAUCCUCACAGGCGCAGGAGAAGCUGAUAUAAUAGACAGGAUGAAUACAGCCUCACGUCCAUUCACCCUCUGCAAUCAUCCUGAGGUGUUUGUACUGAGCGGCGUGAUUGCCAUGGUGACCUGUGCUGUGUUCCUGCGUCUAAACUCUCUGCUGAAGCUGACUGUGUUGCUGCUGGUGGUGGCCGUCUACUCCUACCUCAUCCAUCUGGCCUUCCUCUCACUCACGCGCCACGAUGUGCUGCACGGGUCUCACUACUUCAGGAGAAAAGCAAUUUCUAUCCUUCUCAUGCUCAUGUUUAUUGUCGCUGUCUUCUACAACGGACGGCAGUGGGAGGCCACUGCCAGGCUGGACUUCCUGUGGCGUCUGCAGGCCCAACAGGAAGUGGAAGACAUGAUGGAAUUGCGGGAACACAACGAGUGUCUGUUGCACAACAUCCUGCCUUUGCAUGUGGCACGACAUUUUCUUGACAGGAGCAAAUACGAUGAGGAGCUUUACUCACAGUCCUAUGACGAAGUGGGUGUCAUGUUUGCCUCCAUCGCUGGAUUCAACGAGUAUUUUGAGCAGAAAGAGAUCAAACACGAGGGAGUGGACUGUCUUCGGCUGCUGAAUGAGAUCAUUGCUGGCUUUGAUGAGUUACUAGAGGAGUCUUACUUUCACUUUGUGGAGAAGAUAAAGACCAUUGGGAGCUGCUACAUGGCAGCGUCUGGCUUAGCUCCAGACAGACAGGCAUCUAUGGAUCAAUGGAAUCACUUGAGUGAGCUGGUUUUGUUUGCGUUGGCAAUGCAAGAGACCCUUAGAGAAAUAAACAGGCUGUCUGCCAAAAACUUUAAGCUGCGUGUGGGUAUAGCCCAUGGUCCGGUGGUUGCGGGGGUGAUAGGUGCCACAAAGCCGCAGUACGACAUCUGGGGGUCAACGGUGAACCUGGCCAGCCGUAUGGACAGCACAGGUGUGAGCGGACGGAUCCAGGUACCCGAGGCCACACGCAAGAUCCUGGCCGAGUGGGGUUUCAUCUUAGAGCUAAGAGGAGAAAUCUUUGUCAAAGGCGUGAGCGAGACUCAGGGAAAAGUCCGCACGUACUUCAUCAGCACCAUGCGCAGCAAGCGGGCCAAUGUGGUGACAGAUGGUCGCACGGGGGGUCGGACGGGAGGACGCAUGACGCUCGCAGGGGUGGUGUUUGGUCUGGUCCAGGCCAGAAACAAGGAAAAGAUAAGAGAGUCCAACACGGGGUUCAGUCUGGCUCCCUGCUCCAUGCAGUGCUGAUGGAGGGGAUGUUUAAGGUCACAUGACAACAGGAUAGAGGAAGACCUAUACUGUACCUUACACUUUCCCCAAAUAGCAUAGCUGCACAGACACAGAAGAGUUAGGCUGUUUCCUCCACAGCUGUGUC